UGUGCCCUGAUCCUACUCAAGAGCUGCAGUGUUUGGAUGGAAGUUGUGUUCCACAUUCAGUUGUUUGUAACUUUAAGCAAGACUGCCUUCAUAAUACAGAUGAGGAGUACUGUGGUCUGUCAUGUGACUUUGAAGGCACGUGUGAUUGGAUAAGUCCUCCUAUUGACAUGUUCACUCCUGGAUGGGAGGUGCGAGAAGGGCCAUCACCCAACCCUAACACCGGGCCACCUGGAGGUUAUGACCCUAGUGGAGAUGCUCUAGGAAAUUACACCUAUGUCAGUUCUCAAGGAAAAUCAGCAGGGGCAAAGGCAGAGCUGGAGAGCCUGACAUAUCAAGAAACCGGAGCUCUUUGUAGCAUCAACUUCUUCUACUACAUGAAUGGCACAGAUGUUGGGACACUGACAUUGAUGGUUGCCAUGGACAACCAGAGGUAUCCCAUCUGGCAACGCUCUGGUAGUCAAGCAGCACGGUGGAUAGAUGAACUUAUCCUUCUAAGGUCAAUACCCUCACCAUUUCAGCUCAUCUUUGAGGCUACCAUGACUGGUGGAAAUUCUGGAGACAUCGCUCUUGAUAAUAUACAGCUUCUAGACUGCUCUCCAGAUCAUAUAGCUCCCCCUUGUUCAGGUAAUGGCCAUUUUGAAUGUACCAACUUGGAAUGUAUCCCUCGACAUCAAGUGUGUGAUCUUCGACAGCACUGUCUUUUUGGAGAGGAUGAGAAUGACACAGCCUGUGGUCACAUUCCAUAUGGAGCCAGAUGCGACUUUGAGUCUGGACUCUGUGGAUGGUACGACAUCGUGGGCCAAGACCAACAGAACUGGACCAGGCAUCAUGGCUCUACCAAGUCUACAGGGACAGGUCCUAGUGUGGACCAUACUCUAGGAACUGAAGAAGGUUAUUACAUUUAUUACGAGACAUCCCAAAUCGGUGCGGGGCAUGAGGCUUAUAUCAGGAGUCCAGUGUUUGAGGCUCCUCCUGCAGCUACCAGAAAUAGCACCAGCCCCAUGUAUGAGGCAUGUGAGUUUCGUUUUGCAUACCACAUGUAUGGCACCAAUCCUAGCACGCUUAAGGUCUUUGCCAUAUCUGCAGAAAACCCUGACAUUUCAAGCCAACUUUUCAGCGAGUACAAUGGGAAUGUCGAUAGAUGGAAAGAAGUUGUAGAGACAAUCCCUGCUGUUAUCACAGACAGAUACUUCAUACAGAUUGAAGCAACAAGGGGCCGUGGCUGGAAGGGGGACGUUGCCGUCGAUGAUGUCUCUCUAAGCCCAGAAUGCUUUGAGAAAAAUGCUACUAUAGUGGGAUCAACGGUAGGGUACACAAGCACAUGGUCUGCGGGGCCACGGACGACCGAUAUGACAGCAUACCCCACCCCUACCAAAGUCAUGACAGAUCCAUCCUUUAGAGCAACAACAACCACUACUACCACAACCACUAGAAAGGAACCCAUUCCAAAUGUUAACUUCACCUUCACAACCUGUGGCACCCAUGGACCUUAUGGACCUACCCAAGCCAAGUGCACUGCAGCCUACCGGUACAGUAACCUUACAGUCAGAGUGCUAAACCAUGAAGAUUCCAUUGCGUUGGCAGGGGUGCAAGUCUGGAUUGUGCCAGAGACAAGGCUCUAUAGUAUAACUGCAUAUGGUGCAAGUGGAGGAGCUGGAGUUGAGAACUCUGGGCCAAGCAAGGGAGCUAAGGUUGAAGCCAUCUUUAAUUUGACCGCAGGGGACCAGCUCUUCAUUUUGGUUGGUCAAGAGGGUGAAAGUGCAUGCAGUGAUCCUGAUGUGUUGUUUUCCCACUACUGUAGUGGUAAUGCCAACGAGCAAGCCAAGCUCCAGCUAGGUGAAGGAGGCUGGAGUGCUGGAGGCGGUGGAGCAGGAGGUGGAGGAACUUUCAUUGCUCUAAUGAAUGAAAAUUCCCCAGAGCUCACUCCUCUCUUGGUUGCAGCUGGGGGAGGGGGUCUUGCUUUCAGCCCCUCCCCGUCUACCAGCUAUAGUCAUGGGAGGGUGGGGUCAGCAGGCCAAGGGGUCUCAGGAGAGCAUGGAGCAUCAUCAAGGGACACAGCUGGAGCCGGAGGGGGUUGGAAUUCUACCCAUGAUCAUGAGCCUACCGGUAGGUCUUUCCUCCAGGGGGCGACUGGUGGUAGGGAGUGUCUCUUAGCCUAUGAAGACUUCAGAUGGAACACCCAUGGGGGCUUUGGUGGAGGAGGAGGGGCAUGUACGACAGGUGGUGGUGGAGGGGGUUACACAGGGGGUAACGCUUCUCUCGUCAAAUCACUUGAGGGAGAUGGUCAAGGAGGAAUGUCAUUUAUUCAUCCUUCAGUGAUGGAACCAGUAGCAGUAGCUGGAGCGAGAUCUGGCCCGGGUGAGGUCAUCGUUGUUGCUACUGUUUUCUGCCCAGAAGGGUCUUAUAGAACAGCUGACAAACAAAACUGUUUAGCUGCCACAUCAUCACCACCCGGACACUCCUUACCAAUCUCAAAGAUCACUAUUAUCAUCAUUCUUCUUGUUUUUAUUUUCCUGACAAUUUUAUCAAUCUGUCUUGUAUUCAAGUAUAAGGAACAUAAGCUGAAAGAGGCUGAAAGUAAGAUGGAAGCCAGUUACCAGCUAUCCCAACUUCGGAAUAACUUUGCCAUUGAUGUCAAUCCCUGCUACACAAUCCCAGGAAAGGACACUCCAGCAUCAACCCAUGACCUCAAAGAGCUCCCAAGAGAUAAUCUCAGAUUGAUAAGUGCUCUUGGGCAAGGGGCAUUCGGUGAAGUCUUCCGUGGGGUAUACCAACCUCUUCACCAGAAAUCUGAGAUAGACAUUGCAGUCAAGACCCUACCAGAGCAUUGUACAGAGCAGGACGAGUUGGAUUUUUUGAUGGAAGCGCUCAUCAUGGGUAACUUUGAGCAUCCCAAUGUUGUGUCUCUACUGGGAGUUUGUUUCAAGGAGAAGCCACAUUUUAUUGUCCUGGAGUACAUGGAAGGGGGAGAACUGAAGCAGUUUCUCAGGGAUAUCAGACCUACGGAGGAAAAGCCUUCUUCCGUUAAAAUGAAGGACCUAUUACAGAUAGCCCAGGAUGUAGCUCAAGGGUGCCGCUACCUUGAAUCCAGACGUUUCAUCCAUCGAGACAUAGCAGCAAGAAAUAUCUUAUUGACUACCAAGGAGUUUGAUCGUGUAGCAAAAAUAGCAGACUUUGGCAUGGCAAGGGAUAUAUACAGGGCUGAUUAUUAUCGGAAGGGAGGGCAGGCUCUUCUCCCAGUGAAAUGGAUGCCACCUGAAGCAUUCCAAGAUGGUAUCUUCACAUCUAAGACUGAUGUUUGGGCAUAUGGUGUAUUACUGUGGGAGAUCAUCUCGUUAGGAUUCAUGCCAUAUCCUGGUAUGAGUAAUCAAGAAGUGAUUCAGUUCGUAGCAGCAGGAGAGAGAAUGAACCCACCAAGGAGCUGCCCUCAACCUGUAUUUAAUUUGAUGUCCCAGUGUUGGCGUCACAUCCCCGAAGAUCGACCUGCAUUCACCACUGUUCUAGAAAGCAUUAAUUACUGCUUACAGGAUCCAGAUGUUUUGGAAACACCACUUCCCAAGGUACUCACAGAACGGAAGAAACAACUGACAAUCAUGAGACCUCCAGACCCCAAGAGAUCCCCUGUUCUGAGGGUGGAAAAGGUUGUUAGGUCCAGAGAACCCUCGCCUUGCAGUAGCCAGAGGGAGUCGCCCCUCCGUCACACCCCAUCCCCAACCUACAAGCCUUCUUGGGCGGGGCAACCUAGUGAAGGAUCAUCACAGCAGGGGCUCCAUCACCCUGUUGAAGGCAGGCAGCAUCAUAACCAAUCACCUGUCCAGUCGUCUUCGGUGCUACUCACCAACAAAUCUUAUGGCUUUAGUUACCCCUUUAGAGACAGUGCAGGAGAUGCUAUGGAAGGAACUUGCCAGAAUGGUUUUCCUAAGGAUGCAGUGCAAAUUAAUAACCUCAGUCCAACCAGGCAUGUUAAUGAAACAGAACAAUCUGGUGAGAUGUCCACUCUUCUUAAAAUAAAGGGUGGCAAAUCUUCAAGAAGUGACAGUUCGACGAGUGUCCCGGGAGGCCGCCAGGAACCUAGAUGUAAACCUGAUCCAGCGUGUAAAGCCAGGAGAUCGGCAAGCAUGCGUCAGGAGGCACCCAGGGAAUUCACCAAGCUUCCGUUGUCACGAGGACUGAGCUGGAGCCAAAGGCCCUCUUUACAAGACAAUCAAAACCUUCAAGAUGCUGAUAUCCAUCGUUCCUCGAGUCUUCCUGGUAUCCCGGUCAUUGUGACUGCAUCUGAUUCUCCUUCAAGUGACACUACCACAUUACAACCGCAGCUGAAGAGUGCCACCAAUGGCAGCUUCUCUCGGGCAGGAAGCCUGAAGCAAAAACUGAGCAAGAAGUUGUCGAGGGACUAUCGUAACACAGACAGCGAACCCCUGGUUAGUAGCAGCACAUCCGAAGACAAUAUGAUCCUCAACAAACAGUCACAAGAUACCUUUUUAUAGCAUCCGUAAACAAGCAUUCUAUUAUUUUUACUGCCUUUUAUCGCACGACUCUGAUGAUAAGAAUGUUGAUUGUUGUACUGUAAAGUGCAUAUGUCAACCAGAAAAGGUGCUAAUUAUUUUUCAAUAACCCUGGUGCCAUGUGGGCCAGCUGGUUCUAGUGCUGUGUUACAGCAUGCAAGGGAUCAAUCAAUCAAUAGUAACAAAAUAUUUCAACAGUUGUAGGCCUGUAUUUCAAUUGUAAUUGAAUGUAUUGAGCAAACAUUUUGGUUUGACGUCUGUUACUUAAUUACUUUAUAGACAACUUUAUGAUGUUCAUUAAUUCCCUGAUGUUUCAGAAAUAAUGUAAAUAUGGAAAUGUUAUAAUAAUCACUAUUGAAUAUGGAAAAAGAGAAUAUAUAUAUAUUUAUGUUUAAUGCUCUAAAAAUUGAUCAAGUAUUAUAGUUGAUUGAGAAUUUAAAUGCUGCAUAUGUAAAUUAUUCCUACUUAAAACAAUGGUGAUUCAUGCAAAAAUAAUGUGCAAAUUUAAUGAAUGAAAUGAUGCGAAAAAAAAAGAAAUAUAUAUUGCAAUAUUUAUGAAAUUAUUAUUCAUAGAUGAUGAUGUACUCUUUUUAUACUUAAAUUUUUAAUGAUGGUAUUUGUUUAUCUUGUAAUAUGCAAUAUAAGGUGGCAAGUCUUAUUUAUGAUGGAUUAUUUGAUAUAUGGUAUGUUAGUUUUUGUCUAGCCUGCGUCGCAGAACAAGACAAUGGGUCAGACCUUCUGAUGCAUAAAAAGAAGCAAUUGCUAGCGAGCAAUUGUUUGAGCAUAACUUCUCGGGCAAGUUCAUAAAAUAUGUACAUUCGACCCCCUUUAUGUGGGACCUUUAUGAAAUUUUCUGUCUCUGAUUUCUUGUUCUUUUGACAGCCUGUAAUGUUCUCAAGGAACCAUGACUUGGUCAGUA
Lytechinus variegatus (green sea urchin) is the source of this 5424-nucleotide messenger RNA. Its product is annotated as leukocyte tyrosine kinase receptor-like. The record is from RefSeq and is a predicted model, not a curated record. Bases 168 to 4487 code for a protein of 1439 amino acids. The transcript is spliced from 25 exons. NCBI's taxonomy places the organism in Eukaryota, Metazoa, Echinodermata, Echinoidea, Temnopleuroida, Toxopneustidae. Gene Ontology annotation, cellular component: signaling receptor complex; membrane. Gene Ontology annotation, biological process: protein phosphorylation; regulation of neuron differentiation; multicellular organism development. Gene Ontology annotation, molecular function: ATP binding; protein binding; transmembrane receptor protein tyrosine kinase activity.